UCUGAUCUACCUGCGUCGUUAUCGUCGGGCCGCGCUGGCCAACAAACCAGCGCGCCCGUUUCGAUCUCGCGGGAGAAACGGCGAACAGAUUGGCGUGUGCGUGCGCUGUCAACUCUCGGCAGCACGGGCAAGCCACGCGCUGGCCCAAAGCCCGGGUCGGCCACGGCGAGCAACCACAACCAGGCGUGCGCUCCCGCCUUAUCCAGCUGAUCCCGCGCUAGACGCAGCGCAGAACUCGCCAAAUUCCGAGCAUUUCCCCGGGGCCAGCGCGCAAGCAAACCACGGAAGGCAUCCCCGUUCACGGUUCACCUCGGUCGCCGCGGCGAAGCAUUCCUCCGCAACUCACAGCGUCGCGCGCUCCUCUACCUUUCGUUUCCCCCUGCUUUUAUCCUCCCCUGCUCUCCUGGGCUCCUGGCCUCUCCCGCGCGCACCACCUGUUCGACCCAACUCCCCCAUCCUCCACCUGUCCGCCCUCCCGCCCGCCGCACCCCCCUCGCCGCUCCCAAUGGCGCCACCCGCCGCCGCGUCCGUGGCGCCGCCCUCCACCUCCGCCGCCUCCUCGGUGCUCCUGCUCCGCCGCUUCCCGUCCCCGUGCCCCGCCUCCUGCCGCAGCCCCGCUCAGCAGCCCCGCCGCGCACGCCUGCUCCUCCAGGUCGCGCUCACCAGCGAGGUGUCCUCGGACGACGUGGCGGCCGAGGAGGCCGCGGCGGCGCCAAAGAUCGGCCGGCGGGUGCGCGUCACGGCGCCGCUCCGCGUCCACCACAUCGUCAAGGCGCCCGACCUGGACAUCCAGGGCAUGGAGGGCGUCGUCAAGCAGUACGUCGGCGUCUGGAAGGGCAAGCGCAUCACGGCCAACCUCCCCUUCAAGGUCGAGUUCCAGAUCGCCGUCGAGGGGCAGCCCAAGCCCGUCCGCUUCUUCGCCCACCUCCGGGAGGACGAGUUCGAGUUCGUCGACGAGGAGUGACGGCCUGAGUAAGCGGUAGCGCCGUUCUUAUAGAAUAAUAAUCAUGGCCGCGGCGGUGGCUUGUGUAUAUUGUUGACGGCGUGCGGUGACAGGGAUGCAAAGGGGUCGUAGGAAACUCAAUUUGGAAGGCAUAUGGCAAGUUGUUUGCUUGCUUGCUUGCUGGUUGCUGCUGUGUUGUUUCUUCCUCCUUCGGUUCGACGUCUAUUUUUCAGAUGCGGGGAGUUGUUCGGAUGCUGAUGAUGAUCGAUAGUUAUAAUAGUGAUAAUUUUUGUUGCUGCUUGUUGGCUAUACUUUGUGCUUAGUUAUUUUGUUGACUGUUCCAAGAAAUUUGUUUGUCUGAUUGGUACAAUAUGCAAUUAUGCAUUGCAACU
This is a messenger RNA of Panicum virgatum (switchgrass), 1335 nucleotides long. Its product is annotated as ferredoxin-thioredoxin reductase, variable chain-like. Gene Ontology annotation, biological process: photosynthesis. The record is from RefSeq and is a predicted model, not a curated record. NCBI's taxonomy places the organism in Eukaryota, Viridiplantae, Streptophyta, Magnoliopsida, Poales, Poaceae. Bases 506 to 964 code for a protein of 152 amino acids. The transcript has a single exon.